Messenger RNA from Menidia menidia (Atlantic silverside), 1454 nucleotides. NCBI's taxonomy places the organism in Eukaryota, Metazoa, Chordata, Actinopteri, Atheriniformes, Atherinopsidae. The record is from the annotation of a GenBank genome assembly.
UCCAAUAGCAGGAGCAGCACACAAGUCUGGGACAAGUUCAGUGGGUGUGAGAGGAGAAGCAGACAAAAACACGGCCAAGCUCAAUUUGUGGAAUCUAAAUAUAAUUGUUAAGCUGGGGUUGUUGGUGUUUGUUCAAAGAAGCUCAGUGAAACGUGAGGUAAACGUGGAGCGCAAACAAAGAGACUUUUAGGGAGCUGCCUGCAGAGUCAAACUUCCUAACAUCUGGUCUGCUGGAGAACGGGGCGAGCCGUGUAGUGAGACUUUGGAGGCGGAGAAUACAAUCUCUGCCGGAGAAAAUGCUCUGAAUCUGGAGUUAAUGUCACCUGCAUGCGCCACAGAUAGUUGUUCUGUGCUCGUGUAAAGGGACUUAAGUGGAGACAAAGAGGAAACGAGGGCUCUUGAAGAGGGCUUGAUGUCCACCUGAGGGGAUAGGAGAUGAUUUAAUCAUUGUCACGGCUGCUCAGUCCCAGCCGCGGAGAAGCCUCAGUCACCCCCUCCCCGACAAGCCAGGCUCAGGCCCAUGGACGAGGAGAGGAGUGUCGCUGCAAUCUCACCAGAGCCACCUGAUGAUGGAGACCCUGGUCUGCCAGCUUCACAACCGAGUUCCCAUGAAACCUCAAAAGGGGAGAGAGAAAACUGUGGCCCAAUCCCAAACCCCUGUCCUAGUGAGGAUGUGGCCCACAUCUACACCGAGCCCCUCAUAUUGAGGGUAAAUGGCACAGCAGAAAGGUUGCAAGGUGAUGAUGGAGACCAUUGCAAUUACACCUCCAGCCUCUCUCAGUCGAUGCUUACAACACCCAGCAAGACUCAACCGGCUGCCAGAUCUACACCCAUUCACCACACGCAGCCAUGUGUAUUGCAGCCCGGCAGCCAACUACGCAACGGAGCCAAGAGUCAUGAACACCCACACUCCACUCCAUCGCACUGUCCGCACCACACACACACAUCUCAUCUGCAUGCACUACAGACCAACGCUGUAAGGAACGGUGGCUCUCAUAAACACCCCAAGCUGGGCUCUCUCCCGCGAGGCGGCUCGUCCACCUCCUCCUCGUCUUCAGCAGGACCCAAACACACCAAGAAACUGCAGUCCAACCCUUCCAUCACCUCCCAGGGCAGCAGGAGGAGCAAAAGCAGCUCCAAAAGCAACAAUUCCCAGAUUCCCACAGAGGCACAGGAUGACUGCUGUGUUCACUGUAUUCUGGCCUGCCUCUUUUGCGAGUUCCUAACUCUGUGCAACAUUGUGCUGGACUGUGCCACCUGUGGCUCCUGUGCGGGCGACGACUCGUGUUUCUGCUGCUGUUGUGCGUCGGAGGAGUGCGGGGACUGUGACCUGCCCUGUGACAUGGACUGUGGCAUCAUUGAUGCCUGCUGCGAGUCUGCAGACUGCCUGGAGAUCUGUAUGGAGUGCUGCAGCCUUUGCUUUUCCUCCUGAGCCCCCGCCCCCCCCACCCCCA